GUCUAUGGUUUUGCUAACGCUGACUUCAUAAUGCAGCUGCUGCCGCCGCAAAUAAGACAUUGACAGAGAGGUUUAUUGUGCAAAACAGCGGAGCUGGCUAGCACAUGCAAGCUACCUAUCCCAUCCGAUGCAUAUUUCACUUGUCCAGAAUUUUACGAGUCUAGAUAAUAUUUUAGAUCCAUAACGAUGCAGUGGUGUAUACUGUCGUAAACGAUGGAGUAAAUGUCUGCUAGCCAGAUAACGUUAAGGGGCGUGCUAAGCUAGCUAGCUAACGUUAGCUACCAUUGGAAUUCCAGCUGUCUUGACAGCCAUCAUCGAAGACGUAAAUAACAUAUUUUAACAUACUUGGUCAAUCUCAUUAGUAUGGACUCAAAUGUGCAGAAGAGACGUGAGAACAAGAAAUCGCUCCGCGUGAAAGUGAUCAGUCUUGGCAAUGCCGAGGUGGGCAAGAGCUGCAUCAUCAAGCGCUACUGUGAGAAGAGGUUUGUGCCCAAGUACCUGGCCACCAUAGGGAUCGACUAUGGGGUCACCAAAGUCCAGGUGCGUGACAGAGAGAUCAAAGUGAACAUCUUUGACAUGGCAGGACACCCCUUCUUCUAUGAGGUUCGUAAUGAGUUCUAUAAGGACAGCCAGGGGGUGGUGUUGGUGUAUGAUGUUGGUCUGAGGGAGAGUUUCGAUGCGUUGGACAGCUGGCUGGGGGAGAUGAAACAAGAGAUGGGUUCCAUGGUUAACAUGGAGAGCAUCGUCUUCGUUGUGUGUGCCAACAAGGUGGAUCUGACUAAGCGUCGUGUAGUAGACGAGGGAGUGGGCAGGCUGUGGGCGGAGUCUAGAGGGUUCCACUACUUUGAGACGUCAGCACAGAGCGGUGAAGGCAUCAGUGAGAUGUUCCAGGCGUUUUUCUCCUCGAUAACGGACAUGUGUGAGAAUGGCGGGAAGCGCCCGGUUGCGGAGGUCACUGUCGGCUUCACCAAGGAGCAGGCCGACACCAUCCGACGCAUACGCAACAGCAAGGACUCCUGGGAUAUGCUGGGGGUAAAACCUGGAGCCACACGGGAGGAGGUUAACAAGGCGUACAGGAAGCUGGCUGUGUUGCUCCAUCCGGAUAAGUGCGUUGCCCCGGGCAGCGAGGAUGCUUUCAAGGCUGUGGUGAACGCUCGCACCUCCUUGCUCAAGAACAUCAAGUAGGACGCUCCGCCAACCAAUGCCAGCUAGGGACUCCGGUCAACGCUCUACACUCCACCCAUGACCCCUCGCCCCAGAACGUCAUUAGCCUUUUCUACCCUCUCCUAACCCCUUCUCCCCCCUCCCUGCUCUCCACCCCUCCCACCAGGUGCCAUGACAUUUUGCUACAACAGAGAUUUAUAAAGUCACUACUGAUGAUGUGCCACAGCUACUCUGUCUCUCUGUAAGGAGUCAAUGCUUUAAACUGUCAUCUUUCAAACACUGCAGAGAGAAGUCAAUGGAAGACCUGGUAAGUCAUUAACUUGGUCCUAACCAGUAAGGCUGGGAAAUGCCAGGGACCUCACGAUACGAUAUUGUCACAAUACUUUAGGUGCCGAUACGAAAUGAAAACACGUUUUGAUCAGUCAUGGGGGGGGGGGAAAAGUGCUGAAAAUGAAUUUGUUCCCCUAUUUAAAAAGGAGAUGAAGAACAAGCUAUGAAGGAUAAAUGUUGGUAACAAGAAUUAUAUUGCAAUAUUGUCAAAACAUAAUUACCCCGAUAUGUGACUCCAUCAAUUACUUCUAACCAGAUGUUGUUAGCUCUGGUCCAGAGCGUUCAAGCAGCUUGUUGAGUUAAAGGAAGGUUCAACAUCAGCAAGCUGCACACACGUAACGCCCUGGACAAGAGCUAUAGGUGCUGUAAACAUGAAUGGUUGUAAUAAGGUGGGUAAUGCAACAACAACAAAAUUACACAACGUGAUUUCGCCACGUUUUUUUGCUGUCCCAGACACAUUUUCCUGAAAUCCUAUGAGGUUGGGCUAGGCUAGGAUCAGUACGUGGGGACUCGUAGUUUGAGCGGGUCGAGGAGGCACCGAUGAUGGCGGUUCCAUUUUCCAGACCCUCGUCGGAUGAGACAAUUUUAAAAAUUUUCCGACGUCAGAAAUGUUGGUCGUCCAUCUUGCAGGGAUGUGACUAAUGGAGCAUUUUUCUUCAUGUUUCAACGGGUUUGAGAAGCACUGGUCUACAGUCCCUACUCUGCCCUCUGGACAAACCUCAUCCUUUGAAAUACUUACCCCAGCCAACCCCAUACAGUAUAACUCAGUGUUCACAGCGUAUAUGCUGUGUCCCCUUCCUCAAGACAUUUUGUUUCUCCACAGCCACAGAUUCACCGAGGGGUGUAGUAACUAACUGAGAGAUGGGGAAACUGCAGCAAACCUCUUAAGCAAGUGCCCAUCUUAGCUCUAGAGGAUCACAUGUAUAUCCACCAUCACCCACUACAGAGCCCCAGCUCUCAGUACACCAAACCAAAACCCUGUUUGUCAAAACCCAGUUUGGUUUGAAUAAUCUGGAUGAUCAGUCACAUCCUAUUACUCAUCCAAAAGAUGUUAGAUACCCCCCCGGUAUAUAUUCCCCCCCCCCGGUAUAUAUACCCAAAUCAAAUGUAUUUAUAAAGCCCUUCGUACAUCAGCUGAUAUCUCAAAGUGCUGUACAGAAACCCAGCCUAAAACCCCAAACACCAAGCAAUGCAGGUGUAGAAGCACGGUGGCUAGGAAAAACUCCCUAGAAAGGCCAAAACCUAGGAAGAAACCUAGAGGAACCAGGCUAUGAGGGGUGGCCAGUCCUCUUCUGGCUGUGCCGGGUGGAGAUUAUAAAUAAAUUAUAAUACCUUCACUUAAACGUUUACUGAAAUGUCUGCUGAUGACUUCAUAGCUGACAGAGCUCCUGAUUGGUGGGUAGAGCUAUGACAUCGGCAGUGCCAAACCCUAACAGUGGUGUUUACAUGAUGAUGAUUAGAGGUUGUAAUCAUAGAAUACAAUCUCUAGAACGGGUUUUGGAGCCUCUGACCCUAUUGACUUGAAUGGGGAGGCCCGUUCUAUAGAUUCUAUUUCUAUGUCUGUGAGAACCUGGAACAGGGGAGGAUGUUGCAAAGCACGAUCGAUUAGUUACCCUGCUCACCGGGCCAACGUUUCCUUCAAUAACUUCAUAUGUUUAUCGAGAUAGAUUUUGAAAAUGGUAUAAUUAACUCAACGACCACAACAACCCAUAAUCCCAAAUUAAAAAAAAAAAAAUGAAAGAAUAAUAAGAUAAUUGAGCAGGUUGUAAAAGUGAGCAGGUUAACUUAGUGAAUGUGUUUUCUGAUACGGCCCACUGGGUAUUUUAUAAACGAACUAGACUGGCGUGUUUGUUUACGACUCCUAUUGGUCCAAGUGACUGACAUGUUAAAGGUCCAAUGAAGACAUGUUUAUCUCCAUAUCAAAUAAUUUCUUGGGUAACAAUUAAGUAUCUGACUGUGAUUUGUUUCUAAUUCAAAUGGUCAAAAAGGAACAAAAAUAGCUUUUUAGCAAAGAGGCAAUUUCUGAAUUUCACUGUGGGAGUGGUCUGAGUGGGGAGGGGAAAAUGGAAAACUAUCUUUUAUUGGCAGAGAAGUUUGGAACUCUCUUUCUUAUUGGUCUAUUACCUAAUUCACCGCCCUGUGAUGUCACCAGGCAGGCCAAAACUCCAUCCCACCAAAACAGGCUGACAUUUCAGGCGGUCUUUUCAAACAGCUCUUACACUUAAAGGGCAUUAUCAUAAUUUUCACAGUAUUAUUCCAACCUCCAUAGUGUGGAAAUAUAUAUAAAACACAGCAAAAAUCACGUUUUUGACUGCACUGGGCCUUUUUAAGGUACAACUAAGACAUGAGAAGAUAGAUGAUUUUAGCCUGAGUAGUGAGCAUGGUAUUUAAACACGCAGACAGAUGUGUAUAUGAAAUCCAUGCUAUUUAUAUUUUUAUAUCAACACCAGAAGAGUGAACAUACUGUAUGACUAUAAAGAUAUGUGCUGGUACUUCCUGUAUAAUAUAUAUUGAACUAUGAUUUGUUUCUUUCGUCAUGUAUAGUAUGUUUAUAAAUGUGAAUAUUUAUGGUGAGGAUUUUAUCUAUUUGAUAAGAGGAUAUUUAUUGUACUGAAUCGUUACUGUGAAGCAUGUUUUGAACCAGGCAGAGCACAGUGAGUGAACAAUGACAACAGAGUGAAUGAUCACUAGCUUCGAUACCGUGUGGUAGAUAGCGCUAUUAGCUUCGAUAUGGUGUGUUUACCUUGAUUAGCUCUGUGAGAGACUGUAUUAUUUCAUGUUUUGUACCCCGGGAAGUGUAGUUGCUGCUUUUGUAAUGGCUAAUGUGAAUCCUAUUACUGUAAAGAAAUAGUAUGUUAGAGUCAUUUUUACAGGAGGCUUCCGUAUUACAGUUAAUAACAGUAUUUUUCAACAUUUUGCCCAUAAUGCAGUGCAGUAUGUUAACAUUAUUAAAGUGACCAGUGUUCCAUUACUAAAGUGA
Salvelinus fontinalis (brook trout) is the source of this 4474-nucleotide messenger RNA. RefSeq names its product DnaJ (Hsp40) homolog, subfamily C, member 27 (gene dnajc27). The record is from RefSeq and is a predicted model, not a curated record. The transcript is spliced from 7 exons. Gene Ontology annotation, molecular function: GTPase activity; GTP binding. NCBI's taxonomy places the organism in Eukaryota, Metazoa, Chordata, Actinopteri, Salmoniformes, Salmonidae. Bases 364 to 1185 code for a protein of 273 amino acids.